This is a messenger RNA of Drosophila teissieri, 879 nucleotides long. RefSeq lists its product as uncharacterized. Gene Ontology annotation, biological process: phosphate ion transmembrane transport; oxaloacetate transport; malate transmembrane transport. The coding region runs from base 1 to 879 and encodes 292 amino acids. NCBI's taxonomy places the organism in Eukaryota, Metazoa, Arthropoda, Insecta, Diptera, Drosophilidae. Gene Ontology annotation, molecular function: antiporter activity; thiosulfate transmembrane transporter activity; sulfate transmembrane transporter activity. The record is from RefSeq and is a predicted model, not a curated record. The transcript has 2 exons.
AUGAAUAAUAGUGAUGCGGGGAGUUCGAUGGAACAAUUGUUGAAGAUGCCUGUAUACGUGGGCUUGCUGAUUAAGACGGCGGCCCAACUGAUGUCGCACCCAAUGGAGCUAGUUCGAGUGAAUAUGCAGGCGAACGUAAUCCACCACAGUCGACUGAGCAUAAAUCAUAUGUUCCGGCUGAUGGCCCGCCAUGGAUUACCUGGAUUUUAUUACGGCAUUGUGGCCUCUUGUCUACGCUGCACCGUUCACACGAUAUCCACGUACACGUUGUUCUACAAUUUACGGGAUAACAAAUACGUCCAAAUGCUGCAGCCGUAUAACACUAGCAUGGUCCUGGGUGUAACCGGAUUUUGGGGCGGCAUAUUGGCAACACCCUUCGCCAAACUGGCGGUCAUUCGGCAGGCGGAUCUUACGCGCGGAUCCUACGAGAGGCGCAACUAUCGAAAUUUCUGGAGAGGACUCACUUGUAUGUACGGAAAGGGAGGAUUUAUAUAUCUUUUCACCGGCUGGAAGAUAAACUCGUUUAGUAGCGCAUCCGUGGCCGCGCUAUAUAAUCCCAUUAGUGAUCAGGUCCAAACGAUGACUUCAUGGUUUCACACGCUCAACGAGCCUUGGAUUAGCGAUCUCGUCACUAUGGCACUAACGGGCAGUAUUAUCACAGUCAUUAUGACUCCAGUGGAUGCGUUGGCUACGCUGACUUUAAACGAAUCCUCACACUAUGGUCGCAUUUCCUAUCCAAAUCUGUGCGAAAAAAUUAUCCGAAAACAUGGCUAUAAAGGCUUCUUUUUUGGAUGGAAACCGGCACUUGUGGCCCUUAUACCACACACAAUAUUGGCAACAUUUGUAUAUCGCUUUUUACUAGAUCGGUACAUAACAUAA